CUCCUCUCCUUCCCCUUCCUCUAAACCCCCGGCCCUUCAAUUCUUUCCAUUAAUCUCACUCACCUACCCAGCUCACACACCUUAGCUAGUUGGUGACUCCAUUAGCGAGAGCUCCAGCUGAUGAGCAAGCACUCACAACUCACAAGACCGCAAUAUUUUUUUUCCCAAAUUUCUUCCCCAACCUCUCGCCUCCAUCUCCAUGAGUGGCAGCAUUGCCAUCUCCCUACUACACAUCUAGCUAGCCUAGCCUAGCUCGAAGCAUCGAAAGAUCUCUCCUCAUCGUAAAGGAGAGGGCCGGGCCAGGCAAGCUAGAGUGGAGAUAAGAAUGGAGUUGGCGACGAUGGUGACGCUGACGCUGCUGGCCCUGUCGCUGGCGACGCUGGCGCGUGUCCUAGUAGCCCGCGCGCGCAUGCGGCGGUGCUACCUUCUGGACUACGUGUGCUACAAGGGCACCGACGACCGGAAGCUCCCCACGGACCUGUGCGGCGAAAUCAUCCAGCGGAACAAGCUGCUGGGGCUGGAGGAGUACAAGUUCCUGCUCAAGGUGAUCGUCAACUCGGGCAUCGGCGAGGAGACGUACGGGCCCAGGAACAUCAUCGCGGGCGGGGACGCCAGCCCCGACCGCGUCAACGAGGGCAUGGAGGAGAUGGACGAGACCUUCCACGCCGUGCUGGACGAGCUCUUCGCGAGGUCGGCUGCGCCGGGGGGCAUCGGCGUGCGGCCGGAAGACGUGGACUUGCUCGUCGUCAACGUGUCCAUGUUCUCCCCGGCCCCAUCGCUCUCGGCCAGGGUGGUGCGCCGCUACGGGCUCCGGGAGGACGUCAAGGUGUUCAACCUUACAGGAAUGGGGUGCAGCGCCACCCUUAUCGCGCUCGACCUCGCCAACAACUUCUUCAGGACGCACGCGAGCAAGGUGGCGCUGGUGAUGACAUCGGAGUCGAUCGCGCCCAACUGGUACCCGGGCAACAAGCGGUCCUUCAUGCUGGGCAACUGCCUCUUCCGCUCGGGCGGCUGCGCCUACUUCCUGACGAACUCUCCCCGGCUCCGCCCGCACGCCAAGCUCCGGCUCCGCCACGUGGUCCGCACCCACACGGGCGCCUCCGACGAGUCCUACAACUGCGCGCUCCAGAUGGAGGACGACGCCGGCCGCCCGGGGUUCCACCUCGGCAAGGAGCUUCCCCGCGCCGCCGUCGGCGCCUUCGUCAAGAACCUCCGGGUCCUCGCGCCACGCGUGCUCCCGCUCCCGGAACUCCUCCGCCUCGCCUACUCCACGCUCUCCUCCCGCCUCGCACGCCGCAGCAACAACAACAACAACAACAACAACAACACGAAGCCGAAAUCGUCUUCGGCGAUGACGAUCCGGAUGAAGGCCGGGGUGGACCAUUUCUGCGUGCACACUGGGGGAGCGGCGGUGAUCGACGGCGUGGGGAAGGGGCUCACGCUGACGGAGCACGACAUCGAGCCGUCCAGGAUGACGCUGCACAGGUUCGGCAACACGUCCGCCAGCAGCGUCUGGUACGUGCUCUCCUACAUGGAGGCCAAGCGCAGGCUCAAGAGGGGCGACCGCGUGCUCAUGCUCACCUUCGGCGCCGGCUUCAAGUGCAACAGCUGCGUCUGGACCGUCGAGAAGGACGACAUCGCCGAUGCCGGGGUCUGGAAGGACUGCAUCCACGAGUACCCGCCCAAGGAGAUCAGGAACCCCUUCAUGGAGAAGUACGGAUUCGUCAAGGACAUGAUGGCCUUGUGAUUCAUCAUCGCUGCGUAUUCGAUCCUGAUCCAACAACUGCAGGUUCAUUUCUUCAUCAACUCGAGAAUCAAACACACCCGCCGGCAGCUGGAACGAGUAAAGAUAAUUAUUACUCGAUCCGUUGAUUAAGAUAAUUACAAGAAU
Molecule: messenger RNA, 1891 nt
Organism: Brachypodium distachyon (stiff brome)
Lineage: Eukaryota; Viridiplantae; Streptophyta; Magnoliopsida; Poales; Poaceae
Product: 3-ketoacyl-CoA synthase 12
Exons: 2
Coding region: 326-1747 (473 amino acids)
Biological process (GO): fatty acid biosynthetic process
Cellular component (GO): membrane
Molecular function (GO): acyltransferase activity, transferring groups other than amino-acyl groups
Source: RefSeq, a predicted model, not a curated record